AUGAAGAACUCGCCUCUUGAGUUCUUCAAACGGGAGGCGUUGAAAGCUCACAGAGGCGAGAGCUACCGUGGAGCUUUGUAUUCCCAAUCCCCCAAGAGGCCGACACCUGAUGAAGCUGCAAUCAAGAUUCAGGCAGUGUUUCGCGGAUACAAUGCACGAAAACACAUUCGAGAGGAGAAGGAGCACAUUAAGGAAGUAUCCAAGCUGAUGUCUCCGAAUCAACCAGAUCCAAACCUAGCACCAACGAAAAUUCAAGCUACAUUUCGCGGUUACCUGGCGCGCAAAGAGCUCGCCCAGGUGUCAAAACAGCCCGACGCCAAAGUUUCAGAGAAGCUGUCUCCCGACUUCACCAGCCUUGGACUAGACCAGAGGAUGUGCGCGCAACGGGGACUCAUCGACUUCUCUAAUAAAUCUAACCUGCAGGCAGCGAAAGAUGAGAAGAGUUGCGACCAGGAGACAACUCGAAUCAAGACUGUCUAUCAGGUGCGCACGCAUUUGGCACAGGAGGGGGGAAGCGGAGCAAGCAGUCCUUGCCUAAGCCCUUACCUCUCGGAGGACGAGGCAGCGACGAAGAUCCAGGCUGCUUUCAGAGGUUACCAAGUGCGCAAGAACAUGCGUGCUCAGACAGCACCGAUUCCGCGCUACGCGGACCAGAAGUACGACGAGGCGGCACGAAAGAUCCAGGCCACCUAUCGCGGCUACCGAGUGAGAAAGGAGAUUGGGAACCUGAAACGCCACCCCCAAGACGAGGAGUCGUGA
This is a messenger RNA of Echinococcus granulosus, 759 nucleotides long. RefSeq lists its product as hypothetical. Gene Ontology annotation, biological process: protein folding. Bases 1 to 759 code for a protein of 252 amino acids. The record is from RefSeq and is a predicted model, not a curated record. The transcript is spliced from 2 exons. Gene Ontology annotation, molecular function: protein binding. Lineage: Eukaryota; Metazoa; Platyhelminthes; Cestoda; Cyclophyllidea; Taeniidae.